Molecule: messenger RNA, 1510 nt
Organism: Phragmites australis (common reed)
Lineage: Eukaryota; Viridiplantae; Streptophyta; Magnoliopsida; Poales; Poaceae
Product: protein TRACHEARY ELEMENT DIFFERENTIATION-RELATED 7A-like
Exons: 1
Coding region: 70-1215 (381 amino acids)
Biological process (GO): plant-type secondary cell wall biogenesis
Source: RefSeq, a predicted model, not a curated record
CUUACCGCAACAAUACAGCAGCAGCAACAGACUUGUCUCAGGAGCAUCAAAACCUAGCUCACUCAUCCGAUGGCUUUCAAUCCUAGCCCUCCAGGACUGGGAUCCCCCUACUUCCCUCCGAACCCUUUCUUUCCAAGGCCACCACCGCGGCCCCAAGCUCCGCCACCCCCACAGCGUUUCCCGCCACCACCUUCGCCACCCAGUCGAGCCCCGCCACCGCCACAGCGUGCACCCCCGCCACCAACUCUACCCCCACCGCCACCACGUCGUGCCCCCCCUCCACCCACUCUGCCCCCGCCGCCACCAAGUCGCACACCUCCACCGCCACAGCGUGCUCCCCCGCCACCAACUCUACCCCCACCGCCACCGCGCCGUGCCCCCCCUCCACCCACUCUGCCCCCGCCGCCACCAAGUCGCACACCUCCACCACCACAGCGUGCUCCCCCGCCACCCACUCUGCCCCCGCCGCCACCCCGUCGUGCCCCGCCUCCGCCAUCAUCACCACCACCACCACCGCGCCUUGCUCCCCCGCCACCCCGUCGUGCCCCACCUCCACCAUCAUCACCCCCGCCGCCACCUCACCGUGCUCCGCCCCCACCAUCACCGCCCAUUCGACCACCGCCGCCGCCAACUCCUCACCCCCUAGCCCCACCUCCACCGCAUAUCAACCCGCCAACACCCGUGCCACCUCCCCCUAGCCCUCCACACCACAUCGUCAUCAUCGUGGUGUUCGUCUCACUAGGCGGCCUGCUACUGCUAGGAUGUCUCGCCGCGCUCUUCUGCUGGCACAAGAAACGGGGGAGGAAGACAGAGAGGAAGGCGGAGGUGCUGAACUACAGCGACCAAGUCCAUGUCCACAAGGCGACCAUGUCAGGCCCCGAAGGCGCCAAGACCGUCAGUCUCACAAUAGACGAGGACAUCAAAUUCCAAGAGGCAGUGAAGAAGCAGGACGCCAUUGGCGAAUCGUCGAGCACUGCAGCAGCAGGGAAGACGUCGCACCACGGCCCUUGGCUCUGGCACAAGAAACACGAGAGCAGAGACGAGAAGGCAGAGCUCAUCAACGUCACAGAGCACAAACAUGUCGACCAGAAGAUCGUGCCGGGGCCUCACGGCGAAAAGAUUGAGGUCCUUUCAGAGGAUGAAGAUAUCAGGUUUGAAGAGGCCAGCGAGAAAGAAGCGUCUGAGAUACCAAAGACGCACAAAAUCAAGUCCUAAGAAGAUGAUGCCACUACAUAUCUGCCCAAGUUUGCCUAUACUGAAGGUCCUUCAGCUUGAGGGAAUAAUCAUAUCCAUACCCUUACACAUACACAUACUAUUGCAUGCAUUUGAUUAUUUUGAUAAGAUUCUAUGUUCUUUCAUGUGACUAAAAUAAGGGCGUCAGAGACCCAUUUGAUUGAAUUCAAUGUGUAAUUAUUCGACAGCAUUGUGUAUGAGCAAAUUACGUGUGCAUCAAUUUCUUCAACGAAAUUUCACAAAAACCUCCUGUCAAAUAGGCCGGUUAGUGGCUGCA